Molecule: messenger RNA, 343 nt
Organism: Colossoma macropomum (tambaqui)
Lineage: Eukaryota; Metazoa; Chordata; Actinopteri; Characiformes; Serrasalmidae
Product: transmembrane protein 100-like
Exons: 1
Coding region: 1-336 (111 amino acids)
Biological process (GO): cellular response to BMP stimulus
Source: RefSeq, a predicted model, not a curated record
AUGAGUACUCACUGUGCUAUAAAGACAAAUUCCAUCUUCAUCAAAGAACUGGAGCUGACUGUGGCCACUGGAGGCACGGAGGGCUCCUGCUAUCGUUGUACUUUACCUUUCAGUGUGGUGCUCCUGAUGAUUGGCAUUGCAGUUACUGCUGUAGCCUAUAGCUUCAAUUCCCACGGUUCCACCAUCUCCAUCCUGGGGCUGGUGCUGCUCUCCAGCAGUCUCCUGCUGCUUGGCCUCACUGCAGUGUGCUGGAAAGUCCGGCGGGGCAAAGAAAUGGAAAUGCGCUCGAGAAGUCAGACCACCCUGGUUGAGAGCCUCAGAGACAGCCGGAACUGAAAUGGAA